Messenger RNA from Solenopsis invicta (red fire ant), 2610 nucleotides. RefSeq lists its product as uncharacterized. The transcript has 3 exons. Gene Ontology annotation, molecular function: RNA-DNA hybrid ribonuclease activity; nucleic acid binding. The record is from RefSeq and is a predicted model, not a curated record. Bases 1 to 2610 code for a protein of 869 amino acids. NCBI's taxonomy places the organism in Eukaryota, Metazoa, Arthropoda, Insecta, Hymenoptera, Formicidae.
AUGUGGCAACACAAGGACAGGGAGACAAUAAUUAGAAAUACCAUUGAAGAGUUGGCUCCACCGUGGGUUGAAGAAGCAAUCAACAAUGAAAACAGAAGUGAAAAUCAAGCGAUGAAUGAAAUGAACGAUAUAUUUUCUAUGGACGAAUUUUAUAGAGCAAUACAUAUGAUUAAGAAAGAUUCAGCCCCAGGGAUGGAUAAUGUGGACUAUUUAAUGUUGAAGAAUCUACCCUUGAUGGGAAAACAACUGUUGCUGGACAUUUAUAACAUCAUAUGGACCGAAAGGUACAUUCCGCCAGAUUGGAGAAAAUACCAGGUUAUUUUCAUUGAUAAAAUUGGCAAGGAGAAAGUAAGACCAAUAGCGUUGUCUUCAAGUAUCUGCAAACUUAUGGAGAGAUUAGUCAACGAAAGACUGAUAUGGUGGUUGGAAAAAAAUAGCAAAUUAGAUCCUAUGCAAAACGGUUUUUGGAGAGGCAGAUCAUGUAUGGAAAAUCUUGCGAAGAUGAUGGCGGACAUUAAAUGUGCCAGUUUAUCGGAUGAUUACACCCUUGUGGCUUUCCUGGAUGUUACAUCCGCCUAUGAUAAUGUUGAUUUUAGUAUCAUGAUUAAGAAAUUGAAAGAAGAGAGUUGUCCUUCAGGUAUUUUUAAUUUUAUUAACGACUGGUUAAAACCUAGAGAUACUAAGUUUGUCAUAGAUAAUCGCACUGUUGAAUAUAGAAGAGUCUAUAAGGGACUGCCGCAAGGAGCUGUAUUGAGCCCCAUAUUAUAUGCACUUUAUACUAAUCAAAUAACAAAAAAUAUGGACGAACGGGUUCAGAUUGUACAAUUUGCGGAUGACAUUGCAAUCUAUGUGCAGGGCGGUGACAGGUUUGAAAAUAAGAUAAAUCUAGAAGUGGCGGUACAUAGAGUAGCCAAAAAUUUAGCGGUAUUAAAUUUGAACUUAGCACCCCAAAAAACUAAGCUGGUGGAGUUCUCCAGAUCGGGUUAUUGCGAUAACAACUUAUAUAUUAAUGUUAAGAAAUGCAGAGUUUAUAACGAUCGAGGUGCCAGAUUCCUUGGAAUAUGGCUGGACAAUAAAUUGAGAUUCGAGAAACACGUAUCAGAUAUUAGAGGUAGAGUCAAUAAGGCUAACAAUAUAAUGAAAUACAUUAGUGGCAUAUCUAAAGGGGUAGAGGUAAAUACUGCUCUGAUGUUGUAUAAAAGCAUGGUUAGGUCGGUAUUGGAUUAUGGCUUAUAUAUUUACAGUCCUAAUAUAAAAUCAUUACAACUCAAUUUAGAGAGAACCCAAUUCCUAGGAAUUCGUACAGCCCUCGGGUACAGAAACAGUACUCCUAAUAAUGUAAUAAUUGCAGAAUCGAAGGUGGUACUAUUAAGAGAAAGGGCGUUAACUCUAGCAAAGAACUUUUGUAGUAAAAUUUAUAAAUAUGGUGAGAGCUCAAUUAGAAUUAGUCUGGACAAUUUAAAAAAUAAGGAAAUGUGGGCGAAAUAUAGAAACCCGUUGUAUAAUAAAAGUGUAUUAUGUGAAGCAUGGGAGUGCGUGAGACGAUAUAGCGAUAGACUUGGAUGUAGUAAAGAAUCUUUCGAAAUCUGGAACAUGGAUUACAGCAUGAUUACUAAUAGGAUAGACAUAGAUUGUGAAAUUGGUAGUAGAGUAAGAGGACCUAACCGUAAGAAAAAAAACUGUGAUAUCAAUCGAAUUGAAGGAUACGUGCAGGAAGACUUUAAUUUAAUUAACGAAGUUAAGUAUAAAUAUAAGUUAAACGAUAGAUCUCUUAUCAUGUACACGGACGGUUCGAAGUCAGAGCAGGCAAUUUCUACAGGUGCUAGUGUAAUCAUAGAAGAGCAGUUAGAUGGACAUUAUUUUAGUAUACCCAAGGAAUGCUCCAUAUUCACAGCAGAAGCGGCUGCAAUCAAGACUGCAUUGGCAAUUGCACUAGAUAGGGUCGAGUCUUUUGACAAUUUAGUGAUUUUCUCGGACAGUUUAUCCGUAUUACAGGCGCUAAAUAAUAAUAUUAUUAGCGUAUAUCGCAACAAAUACAUCCUAGAAAUUAUAAGAUUACACACGAGAUUUAAAGACUUGUAUGAGAAGAAAAUUAUAUAUGUGUGGAUACCGGCUCAUGUGGGUUUCACGGGUAAUGAAUUGGCGGAUCAUUUGGCAAAAAGUGGCACUGAGGAACCUGCCGACAAUAGUAUAGAGGUGCCUUUUAGAGAUCUUACUACAAUAUUCAAGGAGGAUGCAUGGAGGAUUACACAGAAUAAAAUUGUCAACGAAUCUAGGCAUAAGGGAACUUUUUAUUUCAAGAACUUUUAUGAUGGUAAUAGUAAACAACCAUGGUUUAGAGAUUUUAAUAUGGAGAGAUACUUCAUAACACUGAUCAACAGAUUGAGAUCGAAUCAUUACAAUUUGAAUGAGUCACUGGCUAGGAAAAACUAUAUAGAGAGUGAGAGAUGUGAGUGUGGAAAACCCGUCAUAGGUUCCCUAUUAAUGGCGGACGGUGUCCAUACUCUUACUAGAGAGGAUGAGGUUAGGCGAGAUAUUGUGGAGAGCAAGACUUGGGGAGGUGGAGAGUGUGUACGACAUCCUAAGGAGGAAAGACUGGAAGAAGUUUAG